AUGUGUGCAGCAAUCGAACCCCGAAAAGCAUCCAAGCAGACUCGUUGCAUUAAUAGCGCUGGGCCACACUCCUCCGAUGUUGGAUGUACAAUACAAGGUGCUAUACGUACCGAAGAGCAGAAGUUUUCUGCUUGUGGACGGCUUUUUCUUUGUUGGUGCACCGCGGAGGACGAUGGUUGCGGUGCAGGUGAGACGACGAGGGCUGAGCAUGGCACCAAAGCCAGCACGGUGGUGCAGUUCAACAAUCUUUCACGGAGUUAUUUUAAUGACUGGGAAACGUUUGCGGAAGGCUUGUCGUGGGGGAUUAUUUACGUGCAGCAUGAGGGCAGUACGGCAAUAAACGCAUGGCAGCAAUGUGUUGUUGUCGCGCACGCAAAUGCAACGGGCAGCAAUGAGCGUGAGGACCCUCAGGCCAUUGCGGCAUUUUGA
Messenger RNA from Trypanosoma rangeli, 429 nucleotides. RefSeq names its product retrotransposon hot spot (RHS) protein. The record is from RefSeq and is a predicted model, not a curated record. NCBI's taxonomy places the organism in Eukaryota, Euglenozoa, Kinetoplastea, Trypanosomatida, Trypanosomatidae. The coding region runs from base 1 to 429 and encodes 142 amino acids. The transcript has a single exon.